Schistocerca cancellata (South American locust) is the source of this 1854-nucleotide messenger RNA. Its product is annotated as venom carboxylesterase-6-like. The record is from RefSeq and is a predicted model, not a curated record. The transcript is spliced from 10 exons. Lineage: Eukaryota; Metazoa; Arthropoda; Insecta; Orthoptera; Acrididae. Bases 96 to 1727 code for a protein of 543 amino acids.
GAUAUCACAGAAACGCUUGAUAAGAACCUCAGAAGGAAGAGCACCCAGGACCUGUCGAAUAACCGCGCGUUGAGACAGCAACUCAGCCCAGCGAAAUGGACCGUCUUGCCUGGCAGCUGGUGACAGCGGUUCUUGCCAGUUUAGCGUUCUCGUGCGAUGCGCAGUACGCGUACGCCACGGUGGAGCAGGGCGACCUGCGAGGCAGCGUGGAGCAGACGGUGCUGGGGACGACGUACCACAGGUACCUCGCCAUCCCGUUCGCCGAGCCGCCGCUAGGGGAGCUCAGGUUCGUGAGAUCCCGGCCCCCUGUCGCCUGGGAGGGCGUACGGGACGCCCUGGAGGAGGCGCCGCUGUGCCUGCAGCCGGACAAGGGCUCCGAGGACUGCCUCUACCUCAACGUCUUCGUGCCGGAGGAGGCGGCGGCGGCGGCCAACGCCUCUGGGGAGCUGCUGCCCGUGCUCGCCUGGAUACCAGGCGGCGCCUACGAACACGGAGGAGCUUCGCUGGCCUCCUUUGGGCCAGACUUCUUCCUCGAACGCGGCAUCAUCGUCGUCACCAUGAACUACAGACUCGCAGCUCUGGGUUUCCUGAGCCUGGAGGAUGAGCUGAUCCCUGGCAACGCAGGCCUCAAGGACCAGCAGAUGGCGCUGCAGUGGGUGCAGCGCAACAUCGCUUCCUUCGGCGGCGACCCCGCCAAGGUCUCCAUUGGCGGAGAGAGUGCGGGAGGCUGUUCCAGUUCGCACCACUUCAUCACGCCGAAGUCCGCUGGUCUGUUCCGGGCCGUGAUGAUCCAGAACGGGCAGUCGGUGUCCCCGUGGGGAAUCUUCCAGAACGCACGUGGUAUGGCCUUCCGGCUCGGCGCUCUCCUGGGUCUGCAGACCAACGACUCGCAGGAGCUGGCCGCCUUCCUGCGGCAACAGGACGCCAACCUCUUCAUCGACCGCCUCGACGACCUGCUCACCGAAGACGAGAAAGCAAGACUGUCCCACCUCGGCUUCGCACCCGUCGUCGAACCCGACGUCGAAGGCGCUAUCGUCACCGAACACCCCAUCAAAGUACUCAAGGAGGGACGCUUCAACAAGGUUCCCGUCAUCACGGGAGUAACAUCUGGGGAGGGUUUGCUCUUCGUCACAAAUGAAGGCCUCUUGGCCGACCCGGCGGAGCUGCAGAACUUCAACGACAAGUUUGAGGUCGCCACGGCCCCCCACGUACACUUACCCACCGAAGAGGAGCGCAUCAACGCCACGAGGAAGAUUCACGACUUCUACUUCGGGGACGGCGACAUCACACUGGACGAUGCUCAGGGUCUUGUCGACCUGGGGACGGACCAGCACUUCGCCGAGCCGACAGACUCGCUGGUCCGCUACGUGUCGCAGCUGUCCGACCAGCCCGUCUACUACUACCUGUUCGACUACCGCGGCGCCAGUGGCGGGAACACCACCUAUGGUACCCCUCACGCAGCGGAAACGAAAUUCCUGUUCCUUAACACCGCUAGCACUGUAGAGUGGGACCCGAACACUCUGGAGGGUGCUUUGAGACAGAGGAUGGUUGACACAUGGAGCAACUUCAUAAAGUUUGGGGAUCCAAAUGCUGGCAAUGACAGUGUGAGGUGGGAGCCAUUCAGCGUGUCGUCGCCAAACUUCUUGCACAUCACUGAAGAGUACAGUCUGGAGCAGAACAAGGAUAAGGAGCGGAUGGACUUCUGGCACGAGAACAUUCCCAUGUGAAACAGCGUUCGGUUGGCGAAGGAGGACGACCUUCUGACUACAGUGUGUCGUAAAAUUUCUACAAGACGUCUAAGAACUGCGAAAUUCAUAAGUUAAAUGCUGGUAUAGUUACUACACAAAUACUGUA